Messenger RNA from Coccidioides posadasii C735 delta SOWgp, 2172 nucleotides. The record is from RefSeq and is a predicted model, not a curated record. Lineage: Eukaryota; Fungi; Ascomycota; Eurotiomycetes; Onygenales; Onygenaceae.
AUGACUUCGUCCCACAUCUUUAGAAGUUCGCCCGUUGAUAUCCUUCGGCCACGACCCUGCUUCCUUUCAUCCCACGAAACUGGCGGCUCACAAGGUAUCUUUAUGGAAGGCCCUUUUCCUCAGGGUCCCGAAUCUCCCACUUUUCGCAAAGUUCCAGACUCCGUGCCGCCUUCAUCGGCCCGCUCGCAUCCCGUCUCCAUCUUCUCAAAACCAGACGACGUCAUAACAGAUCCGAAUCUACCAUCAGUCGCCAACGCCAGUCUGCGUGCGUCUCCCUCGUCCUUCAUGGAAAGGUCAAGGCAUCUGUCGCCGCAUCUGACGUCUGCAGCGAGUAAUCCCGAUCAGCGCGGAGAAGGGGAGCAGCCCAAGAACAGCACUCAUCACAGUACCCUACAAACCGCGCGCGAGGCUCUCGGCGCCGUGAUGGAGGCAAAUCGUGAUGAAUCGGAGAACGUCGACGCCCCUUCGACUGGAGCUGCGUCUCACCCCACGGAGUCCAAGUCGCUUCAUCGAUCAACAGAAGAUGAGCGUACAGAACAACGGCAGAAACAGCAACAGCAACACCGCGCCAGCCCCACUGCACUGCCCGACGCCUAUGGUAAUGGAGAUAACCCGGGUACCCUGAUGAAUAGCGCGACAGUGGCGAGCCCAGGCCCAAUUGAAGAGGAUAAUCCACUGGAGGAAGGAUCGCACCGUAGGGAGGAAGAAUCUGUGCUCGAAGAUAGCAACAGCAAAGCCUUUUCUUAUCCUGUACCCAUGCCAAGUCCAAAUCUCAACGACCCACGCCGGGGAAUGAGUCUUCCGCAUUCUGGCUUGAGCAAAGCAGGCCCACGCUCUCCAUCUGCCAAAAAGCAUCGCUGCCCUUAUUGUUCUACGGAAUUUACACGUCACCAUAACCUAAAGAGCCAUCUACUCACGCACAGCCAGGAGAAACCUUAUGUCUGCCAGACCUGUCAAUCGCGUUUCAGGCGCCUACAUGACCUCAAACGACACACGAAGCUCCAUACCGGCGAACGUCCUCACAUAUGUCCUAAAUGUGGCAGACGGUUUGCUCGAGGAGAUGCUCUAGCAAGACACAACAAAGGUUCGGGAGGCUGCGCGGGAAGGAGGUCGAGCAUGGGUGGUUUUGGUGUCGAGGAAGAAUAUCCUGAACAGGGUGGUACCUCAGGGGUGGUGCAGGCAGAUGACGCAAUGGAAGGAUUGAUGUAUACAGAGCCAGAGCGCAUGGAUGAAGAAGAAGAGAGACGUUUGAGUAUACCCAGCAUCAGGAAGGACAACGUUACGCCCGAGCCACACUCACAGACCUCCGCGAGCCGCCACGUCUCUUUUACGUCUCAUCAAUCGAGCACGUAUCCCCCAUUAGGCGGCAAUCGCUCGCCCGGUGGUCUUUUCCCGCCCGUUGCCAGCCAUGCAGGCUCCGCAUCGCCUUCCCCGAUAUCACCGUCCUACCCGCCCGGCAGCAGCGGAUCUUCCUCCUUCAACCCUGCCCAUCAAGGCUCUUCUCCAUCAAUAUUUGUGCAGACCACCAUGACGGAAAGCCCAAAACCAUUAUCUCCCAGCGCCCUUUCACCGCAUCAGCUCAGCCAUGGUCAUGAAACGAAUACACUGCCUCCGCCAUCGCAACCACAGCAGCAGCUCACUCCAGGCCACUCUCCCAAUCUAAAGCCACAAUUCCAGCAAGGUCAGUCGCCAUAUAACCGAAGCCGUCAGGGUUCGGGAGCUUCUCUUGGGGUGCCUUCGAUGACCGCGCCGGGUCCGCUGAGCCUCCCUUCGCCACAGCCCGGCACGCCCCAUCUUCCGCCUCCUCCCGGCCUAAAUCCUCCCGACUCGAGGUUUACCCUCCAUAGCCAGUCCCAGGGAUCAGUGUCUUCCAUACACUCCGUUAACAAUCGCACGGACCCGCAUAUGCAGCAAGCCCGUUCUCCCCAUACCACUUCGACGACAGACAUGAAUAAUCCCGACAGCAAUAAUAUUAAUACUAAUAUCUUCUCACAACAGCGACAGUCUUCUCUUCCAGGUGUGAGUAAUCUUUCGGUUAAUGAUCGGAUUUGGGAUUACGUGCGGUCUCUGGAGACACGCAUGAAUGGUUUAGAGGCGGAAGUCGGUCGCCUACGGGAACAGCUUGCCAGCACCGGCGGGAACACUUCAGCUUCCGGCGCCAACGGGGCAUAA